Cannabis sativa is the source of this 1906-nucleotide messenger RNA. RefSeq lists its product as uncharacterized. Bases 522 to 1694 code for a protein of 390 amino acids. The transcript has a single exon. Lineage: Eukaryota; Viridiplantae; Streptophyta; Magnoliopsida; Rosales; Cannabaceae. The record is from RefSeq and is a predicted model, not a curated record.
AGUUUUUCAUACUAUGUAAUUUUAAUCAAAACUCUUAAAUUAUGUAAAAACAGUGUAGUCAAUUAUGACCGUUACCCAAUAACCCAUGACUUUCCCCUGCCUAGCUAUUAUAAUGGCGAAUACAUUAUUUUUCAUGCUUUCCUCUAGAUAUCACACACGUGUGCUAUAUAAUACACUAAUUUCUUUUCUUUUUACUUUUUUCUACGUGGAACUAUAUUAAUGCGUCUAUGUAAAUACUUAUCCUGAUUCGCAUCUCAUAGGAUUCCUCCUCUGUCCCACAAGCUACAAAUACUAGGCCUUGGUUUUAAAUUGCCUUAGUAAAUUUCUAGCCGUUGGAACCAAAAAUUAGACAGCACUGAACUGUGUCUCUUCUUCUUCUUCUUCUUUUCUCGAAAGAGUCGAUCUUCACUUUCGUCCAAUCUUGUUGGCAUAUUUACACUAAGAAAGGGCAUUUUCAUAACUGAAUCAAUCUACCCCAGUUUAAAUUUUGAAAGCUAUAUUUGGGAUUCACGGCCAAGAAAAUGAAGGGCGUGAAAGGAAAAUUGCUCAAGAAAAUCAAAUCGAUCAAACCCGUUGGCUAUCUUAAGUUCCAAGAUCGAAUUCUUCAGGUGAGUUUCUCAAAUGGGUUUGUAGAUUCUUCUCCCAAUAAUGACAAUAUUCAAGCUCCGAGAAAGUGUAGUUUCGAAGGAACAGAGGUGAAGAAAAUCAACCGGAGUUGCGUGACAGUGCAAGAACCAGAUGUUAUCGAUGUGGAAGAGCUGAUGAAAGACCUUGAAGAUGAUGAAGAUAUGGGUGAAGACUUAGACAACAAGGAGAACAUUGGUCCGAAUAUGGCUAAGAAGAACUCGUUUUAUCUCAAGCCCAAUCCAGAGAUUUCUAUGAGAGCUGACCAAGGAUUAAGUGAGAACAGGGUUUUGAAAGAUUCAGAACUAUCGACACCAGAACGUAAAUCAACCCCAUUAUCAGAGAUCGACAUCUCGUCUUUCCGGCGGCCUGAUUUGAACUCGCUUAGCCUAUUUGAUCCGAGACUGCUCGAUGCAUUUCAUCAAGCAGUUUUGGAACAUAUCAGAAUGAGUGAAGCAGAGAGAAAAAACAGAGCAGAGGAAAAUACCAAAGAGGAAGAAGAAGAAGAACAGGAGCCACCUUCGAAAGCUCCACGGAUCGAAAAAGAUGGUAAUGAUGAUGAUGAUGAUGAUGAUUAUGACCCUUUAGAAGAAUUCGAAGAGAAAUGUCCUCCGGGUGGUUCAGACUCAGUAAUCCUCUACACAACAACACUGAGAGGGAUUCGAAAGACUUUCGAAGGCUGCAGCAGCAUCCGCUUUCUUCUCGAGAGCUUUCGGGUACUGUAUUUCGAAAGAGAUGUUUCGAUGCACUUAGAAUUUAGGGAAGAGUUGAGAAUGAUGUUGGAUGGAAAAGCAGUUCCUCCUAAGCUUUUCAUAAGAGGGAGAUACAUUGGUGGAGCAGAGGAGGUGUUGGGGCUACAUGAGCAAGGAAAGCUUAGGCCACUCUUUAAAACUGUCCCUAUUGAUAAGAGUGAUGGUCCUUGUGAAGGGUGUGGAGGAAUAAGGUUUGUGCUUUGCUUCAAUUGCAAUGGCAGUCAUAAGGUCAUUGCUGAAGAUGAUGAUGUUUGUCAGUACCAUGUGUGUCCCAACUGUAAUGAGAAUGGAUUGAUUAUAUGCCCUCUUUGUUGCUGAAACACUUUUUUUUUUUUAAUUGUGUAUCCAUGAUUUUUUUCAUUCAUAUUCUUUUUGUGCUGGUUGGAGUACAAUUUGUGGGGGAUUAUUUGGCCAUAUAAAUAUAUACUUGUUUCUUUUGUGGAUUGAAGUCAGCUUCUUCCUUAUUCAAUAUGUAAAAUUCAAAGUAAGAAAUAAAUGGAAGAUUCCUAUUAUUUUUUCAUGACUGAAAA